AAUUAAUAUACAAUAUAAUUAGAUAGUUCUCGAGAGAGAUGUAGCGACCACAAAAAAAAAUAAAAAAAUAAAAAAAUAAAAAAAAACAAAAGCAGAAGGAAGCUUUAAAUUGGUUGUAUUUGCAAUAAGAAUUAACACAGAGUGACAAGUUAUAGAAAUGGAUACUGGUUCCCAAGAAGCUAUUAAGCCAAGUAUCCAGAACGAAGAUUCGAAUCCAGUGAAUUUUUCAGUUCCAACAACGUCAAAUCAAUCGGAAAAUUCAGUUGCCAAAAGAGCUAAGAUAGAGUCCACUCCUUUGCAGACAGUCAAGGUGGAGGGUCAUUUGCCUUUAGCUUCGAAUGAAACUAAGUUAAACGUGGCGACAUCGGUGGUCAAUCCAGCCACAAGUACCAUAGUGGAACAGUCAAAAACUUUCCAAUCAUUACCUGUUAUUAAACAUGAUAUCAAUAAUAAUAUUAGUACAUCGAUUCUGUCAGCUAAAGUGGUGGUACCGAAUACAACAUCAUCCUUAGUAAACACAGAUAGUUCAAUCAAGGUCGAAAAGAAACUUGUAUCACCAAUAACACAAAGGUUUAUCCCAGCAGCUACCAAAUCCAUAAAUACAUUACCUCCUCCCAAGGAACACAGACUAGUCUUACUUUACGAUACUCCUCGUUAUUAUCAUAUCAUCAUGCAACUUAAAGAGCUCCGAGAGAUGCCGAAUUCCAUUGUAACAGUCAUAGAAUUAAGUGACAUAGAUAAGGUUGUCACGGAUGAAUACAUAUCGAAAAUAAAAUUCGAUCAUUUGAAUAUUUGUAUUGAAUAUAACGAUGAGUUUGAAAGGAAUUUACAGAGAUUUAUCAAGUUCAUGGAAGAUAAUCCAAAGAAAUUUCAAGAAGUUGGUGAUAUUGGUUAUCAUAUCCAUUUUGCUCCCGGUAGAAAAUGGAAAGAUUAUCAAGAGGUGGAAGUUGAACAAUAUAAAAAGUUUUUGGAAGUGUUAGGUGGAGUUGCAGGAGAUAAGAUUCUGCAUUGUUCAAUCAUUAAUAAAUAUGAUAUGGAUACAGUUUACUUAACUGAAAAGAAUGAACUUGCCAAAUUAGGUCAAGAAAUCCAAGAAGAUAUUUCUAGAUGGAAGAAUUUAAAAGUCCUCGAUUAUGGUGAAAGUAGUAUACGAUUCUUGCCAGGAGUCAAAUUACCUGAUUCAUUGGAAGUAUUAAACAUUGGUGGAGGAUAUGCAUUGGAGACAUUAACUGGAUUUAAAAUGCCUCCCAAAUUAAGAACGCUUUUGGCUGGCCAAGGUUCGGUUCAUAAUAUAGAUAACAUACAAUUCCCAGAUUCGUUGGAAAGAUUGGAAUUAGAAGAUAAUAAAAUAUAUUUUCUUAACUAUGCUGAGUUCCCAUCUACUUUGAAACAUCUUGAUAUAUCACAGAAUAGAAUUGAAAGUUUAAGAGGGGUAGUGUUUCCUAAUAGAUUAACUUCAUUAAACAUAGGUUUUAAUCCUAUUGAUUCCAUAAAGGGAGUGAAAUUUCCUGAAACUUUAAUCCACUUGGAGGUCUCGAAUAUACCGAAUGAGUCAAUGACAGGAGUAAAGUUUCCUGAUCUGUUACAAGUUUUAAAUUUACAGACUUCAAUGACUAGUACAAGAGGAUUGAAACUACCACCUUAUGUCAAAACAUUAAUUCUUGCUGGUAAUGGAGUGAAUAGUAUCAAUCCUUUAAAGUUAUCGAAUACUAUCGAAGUGCUUUACCUAAAUGAUAAUAAUAUCAAGACAUUGAAUAAAGUAGUUUUUCCUAGUUCAUUAAGAGAAUUAUAUUUGGGUGAUAACUUAUUAACUACUUUAAAAAAUGUUAAUUUUCCACCGUCCCUUGAAAUACUUGAUCUUGACAAUGAUCCAGAUUCAGAAGAUCAUGAUAAAUACAUAACUACUUUGAAGGAUGUUAUUUUCCCACCUAACUUAAAGGUCUUAAAAUUAGGUUAUCAUGCUAUUAAAGUCGUGGAAGGUAUCGAAUUACCUACUACACUUACUACUUUAAGUCUUUCGUAUAAUGAUCUUAGAGUCAUUCGAAACGUAAGAUUCGGUAAUCAAUUAAAAUUAUUGGAUUUGAGUGGGAAUCCUGAAUUAUCAAGUUUAGAUAAUUUAAUGAUUCCAGAUUCAUUAACAGAAUUAAGAAUUUCAGCAGAACAAGUCAACAAUCUUCCAUCUUAUAUUGUUGAAAGGGCCAACCAAAAGCAACUAUUAAUUAAAAAAUCAAUUGUUCAAAAGUAACUAAAAACAAUUAUAACACAAUGAU
Messenger RNA from Scheffersomyces coipomensis, 2270 nucleotides. RefSeq lists its product as uncharacterized. Gene Ontology annotation, cellular component: cytoplasm. NCBI's taxonomy places the organism in Eukaryota, Fungi, Ascomycota, Pichiomycetes, Serinales, Debaryomycetaceae. The coding region runs from base 158 to 2245 and encodes 695 amino acids. The record is from RefSeq and is a predicted model, not a curated record. Gene Ontology annotation, molecular function: protein binding. The transcript is spliced from 2 exons.